GAAAGGGAGGAGAUAAAAGCAUUCGCUUGUAAACGGUGAGAACUUGGCUGGUCUUCCUGCUCGCCGGCAAUGGCUGCUUCGAGGAAGCUUGACGCUAAUGGCAUUUCAGGGAAGAAGUUAAAGGCCGAGAUGGAGAUUUUACAGUGUUUCCUUGUUGUGUUACUAAGUGCCAUUGUUCUUACAACUCUGGCCCAUGCUCAGGAUCAAACAGGCUUCAUUAGCCUAGAUUGUGGACUACCUGACAAUGCUACCUACACCGAUUCGAUAACGAGCCUAAACUACAAUUCAGAUGAAGCAUUUAUAGACACUGGCAUAAGCAAAAGAAUAUCUUCUGAAUUUAGUUAUUAUGGCUUUGUUAGGAGACUACAGUACGUUAGAAGCUUUCCUCGAGGAAACAGAAACUGUUAUAAAUUAGGCCUUGGUAAAGGCAUCAAAUAUCUGAUCAGAGCUACUUUCUUGUAUGGAAAUUAUGAUGGCCAAAACGAAAUACCACAAUUUGAUAUCCAUCUAGGAACUAAUAAAUGGAGUACGGUGCAACUAGAGGAUGCAAUCCGUUCAUUUUCCACAGAGAUCAUACAUGUGACUGCUAGGAGCUACGUAUUUGUCUGCCUUGUGAACACCGACUCUGGGACACCAUUCAUAUCAGCAUUAGAAUUGAGGCCUCUGCAUAAUGCAACUUAUAAUACUGAAACUGGAUCACUAGUACUCGCCAGGAGGUUAGAUAUUGGUUCAACAACCAAUGCAACGGUCAGGUUUCCGAAUGAUAUUUAUGAUCGAGUCUGGCAAACUCACAAUUGGGCAAAAUUGAUUAGCUCGCAAACUGAUGAUUACCAGGAACAAAAUUCUUACGAUCCACCAUCAAGUGUUAUGACGACUGCUGUCACAUCAACAAAUGCUACUGAGCCACUGUCUUUCUCGAUAGGCAUUGAAGGUAGUGCUAGCCAGUAUUAUACCUAUAUGCACUUUGCUGAAAUUGCAAUUCUCCAAGCCAACCAAUCCAGGGAAUUCGACGUAUAUUUGAAUGGACAAAAAUGGUAUGGACCAAUAUUUCCUCGUUAUUUGUCCACAAAUACAAUAUUUACUCGGUCAGCAUUGAAUGGAGGAAAAUUUCAGUUUUCCUUGAAUAAAACUGGAGAUGCAACCCUUCCACCCCUUAUCAAUGCAAUUGAGAUUUAUACUGUACUUGAACUCUUACAACCUCAAUCAGAUCAAGAAGAUGUUGAUGCCAUAAUGAACAUCAAGUCAGCAUAUAGAAUAGAAAGAAACUGGCAAGGUGAUCCUUGUUCCCCACCAGAUUACUUAUGGGAAGGUCUCAAUUGCAGCUAUAAUGACGAUGACCUGCCCAGAAUCAUAUCCUUGAACUUAUCGUCAAGUGGAUUGACCGGGGAGAUUAAUCGUUACAUAUCCAAUCUCACAUUGUUACAAUCUCUGGACUUAUCAAACAAUAGUUUGACUGGAUCAGUGCCUGAUUUUCUGUCUAAAUUAUCUUCCUUGAAAUUCUUAAAUCUAUCAGGAAACCAACUCACAGGCACUGUUCCCCCACCUCUCACUGAAAGUGUUGGCGGAAAUCCAGAACUUUGUGCAUCGGUUUCAUGCAAUGAUAAUAACAAUAAGAAGAAGUACGUUGUUCCAGUAGCUGUAUCAGUUGCUGCAUUAUUUGUUAUUAUUGGAGCUGCACUGGCAAUAUGGAGAAGGAGCCUUAAAAGAAGAAAGAAACAAGAAGUAGAAGCUGGUGAGAUAAUGGUAGCUCAAACCAGGAGAACAAGUGAAGCAUUGGAGUCGAGAAAAUUAAAACGACAAUUCACUUACUUUGAAGUCGUGCAAAUUACCAAUAACUUUGGGAGCGUUCUUGGUAGGGGAGGAUUUGGAACCGUUUACCAUGGCUACUUGGAUGAUAUUGAAGUAGCAGUAAAGACGCUAUCUCCAUCCUCAGUUCAAGGCUACAAGGAGUUCCAGGCUGAGGUUAAACUUCUUUUGAGAGUUCAUCACAAAAACUUGACUUCCCUUGUUGGAUACUGCGAGGAAGCCAACAACAUGGUGCUUAUCUAUGAGUACAUGGCUAAUGGAAACUUAAAACAUCAUCUCUCAGGUGAACAACCAGAUAUCUUAAGCUGGGAGGGUAGACUUCGAGUAGCCCUUGAGGCAGCACAAGGAUUGGAGUAUCUUCACAAUGGUUGCAAGCCACCAAUUGUACACAGAGACGUGAAGACUACAAACAUUUUAUUGGACGCUAAAUUCCAAGCCAAACUAUCUGAUUUUGGGCUGUCAAGAAUUUUUCCAAAUGAAGAUGAUUCUCAUGUGACAACAACCAUUGCUGGCACUCCAGGCUACCUUGAUCCCGAGUACAACAUAACAACCUGGUUGACUGAAAAAAGCGAUGUUUAUAGCUUUGGAGUUGUUCUUUUAGAGAUCAUCACAAGUCGACCUGUCAUUGCCAAAAACGAUGAUGCUGAUAAGAUUCAUCUCAGCAACUGGGUCAGUUCCAUGCUCGAUAUGGGGGAUAUUAAGGCCAUUGCCGAUCCAAGGUUACAUGGAGAUUUCGAUGUUAAUUCUCUAUGGAAAGUUACAGAAUUGGCAAUGGCUUGUGUAUCUGAAACUUCUUCUGAAAGACCAAAUAUGACCCAAGUGGUGAUGGAAUUGAAGGAGUGUUUAGCAACAGAGAUGGCUCGAACAAGGGAGGGGAGUAGAAGUCCUCAAUCAAAUAAUGCUGUUAACUUGAUGGCCCUGAAUUUGCAUACUGAAAUUUCUCCCCUGGCGAGGUAGUCAUUUCAGAAAAGAAGGGUAUCUUGUUGUAUGCAAAACUUUUGCAUAGCAAAAAGCUUUGCAACCUUGAACUCAAAAUAUGAAUAUGUAAAUCUAAUUAUACAUUUUA
Messenger RNA from Hevea brasiliensis (rubber tree), 2872 nucleotides. RefSeq names its product LRR receptor-like serine/threonine-protein kinase IOS1. Gene Ontology annotation, biological process: protein phosphorylation. Bases 70 to 2763 code for a protein of 897 amino acids. Gene Ontology annotation, molecular function: protein kinase activity; protein binding; ATP binding. The transcript is spliced from 14 exons. NCBI's taxonomy places the organism in Eukaryota, Viridiplantae, Streptophyta, Magnoliopsida, Malpighiales, Euphorbiaceae. The record is from RefSeq and is a predicted model, not a curated record.